Molecule: messenger RNA, 1943 nt
Organism: Danio aesculapii
Lineage: Eukaryota; Metazoa; Chordata; Actinopteri; Cypriniformes; Danionidae
Gene: eps8l1a
Product: eps8 like 1a
Exons: 16
Coding region: 146-1711 (521 amino acids)
Biological process (GO): positive regulation of ruffle assembly; regulation of Rho protein signal transduction; Rho protein signal transduction
Cellular component (GO): plasma membrane; ruffle membrane; vesicle
Molecular function (GO): actin binding
Source: RefSeq, a predicted model, not a curated record
AAGAGAAUGACAGAUCUAGAAGAACAAGAUUAGCCUGAACACACUGAAGCGACACAGCAACCUGCGCAGUUCAUCGCUGGAAAGACAAUCUGUGCCUCAGUGUAAACAGAAGAUGUGACAGAAGCAGGUGUACACAUCUAACACGAUGGCUGCUCCCCCAGUUGUACCCAGGAGUCAGCCAAAGUCUAUCAAAGUAUUGCCUACAAAUGGUACAGCCGCUGAUCUCGGUCCCACAGGUGUACAUGCAAUGAAUGGAGGAGACAGAGUGAAAACAGAUACACAUCUGAUUCAUGCACAGAGAGAAGUUGAGCUGGUGAAUCACUGUUUUGCGGAUGUGGAGCGUUUCAUGGCCCGUCUGCAGCAGACAGCAGAGGCUAAGAAUAUUCAGGAGCAGCUGAAGCGAUCGAAAAAAAAGAGUCGCAAAAAAAACAAGACCAAGAAGAAUAAAAAGGAUGACGAGCCUCCCCCACAAAAGGUAACCCCACCAUCAGAACAAGAGUUUGUGGAUAUUUUUCAGAAGAUCAAGUAUUCUUUCUGUCUGCUGGAUCGCCUAAAGAUGAAAAUCUCCGAGCCCUCUUCUGAAGAACUCUUGCACCAUGUCUUUGUCCCUUUGCAACUGAUGGUGAAGACGACGGGUGGUCCUAAGUUGGCAUCAUCAGUCUCCAGUCCCGCUCUGACCAGUGGAGCAAUCUCUCUACUCCAGCACAAUCUCAAUGAGCAAGAGAAAACACUAUGGACGUCACUCGGACCAAACUGGACCCUGCCAUACUCUCAGCUCAGCGAGACUGUGCCUCAAUACACACCUGUCUUUUUGGAUGGUUGGCAGCCGAUAGCUGUAGGUGCCAAUGGACAGCCUAUCGAGGACCCCAUAGAGUCCCAGCACAAACAUGAAGGCCUUUUACAGACCCAGCAAGUAAUUGAUCAGGCACGUCUAACUGUACACCAGGAGAAUGACGGGAUGGAGCCUCUUCCUCCUCAUGAAGAAAGGAUGUAUCGCUGCAGUUAUGACUUUGUGGCACGAAACAGCAGUGAACUCUCAGUCCUACAUGGUGAAACUCUGGAGGUGUUGGAGUCUUCAAAGCGAUGGUGGAAGUGUAAGAAUAAUUAUGGCCAAACUGGCUUCGUUCCACACAAUAUCCUCGAGCCCAUCAAUCACGCUGAAGUUGACUCUACUAAUGUUGUAAUGCGCAACCAGUCCACGAAAGCUCCCAUCUCUCCGCUGAGAGGAGGCAGAAUGUCGUACGCUGCACCCAAAUCCGAAAAUACAGUCCACACUGAUCCACGGCCACUCAGCAUGUCAUCAUUUGCAGAUGAUGGAGAAAAAGUUGUGUUGAUGAAUGAUGAGCUCAUACAGCGAUUGGCCAAUGGGAGGCCAGCAUCAGUACGGCCAAUGGUGAUCAAUAAAGCCAAUGAGACGACGGCGCCGCUGGAUUAUCACUCUCCUCAAGCUGAGGUGCAGGAGUGGCUCAAGGCUAAAGGCUUCAAUGAGAACACUGUGCACAGUCUGGGGGUCCUGAACGGGGCUCAGCUCUUUUCUCUGAACAAGGAGGAGCUGCGGUCCGUUUGUCCAGAAGAGGGAGCCAGAGUCUACAGCCAGAUCACCGUGCAGAAAUUACUGCUGGAGGAUGUAAGAAAAGCCACUGAGCUGGAGGCCAUAAUGAAGAAACAGAAGAUGAAGGCUGAUCUGAAAUCAGAGGGUGGAGAAUUUUAAUUUUCUUUUUCACUCCCACAAUCAGACAAGCAUUUAUGUUGAUGCUUUUUACAGACAGUGUGGCAUGAAUCAAGUGUUCGCUAACUGCAGUACAAUGAUCUCUGUUGUUUUAAUGUCAUUUGGUAAUAUAUAGAUAUUUCAUCGCCUUAACAUAUAGAAAUCAAACCUUGUAUAUUCCUCAUUGUAUUGUAUAAAUAAAAUGAAUAAACAUAUUGAUGGUGUUCAUAUUUUA